AUGAGAGGAGUCACUGAGACUGAUAAGCUAGCAAACGGAAUCUUCCAUCUUGUUUGCUUAGCGGAUCUCGAGUUUGAUUAUAUCAACCCUUACGACUCUGCGUCGAGAAUAAACUCAGUGGUUUUACCGGAGUUCAUUGUUCAAGGAGUUCUAUGCGUAUUCUACCUCCUAACAGGACACUGGUUCAUGACACUCUUAUGUCUCCCCUAUCUCUACUACAAUUUCCAUCUUUACUCGAAGCGACAACACUUAGUAGAUGUCACCGAGAUCUUCAAUUUGCUAAACUGGGAGAAGAAGAAACGGCUGUUCAAGCUUGCUUACAUUGUCCUUAACCUCUUUCUCACUAUCUUCUGGAUGAUUUAUUCGGCGCUGGAUGAUUACGAGGACUGACUAAUGAAGAAGACAUGGUCCAUCUUCUUCGGUUUAUUGACACUACGCUUAAAGAUACAGCGACAUGCUCGUGGACAUGAAAAAAAGCAAGGAAAAGUGUUUGCUUUGUGAUGUUUGUAAGAUUAGUGGCAGGAAGAUUUGUGUAUUUAUUUAUUUCUUAGAAACAUGUUCAGAUUAACUGUUUUUUUUUUAUCUUAUGUCUUGAUCAUUAUUUGUACAAGCAAUCAAGCUCGUAAACUACUGGUUACAGUAACAAUGAAACUGAAUAUUUUCAAAUA
Messenger RNA from Arabidopsis thaliana (thale cress), 668 nucleotides. RefSeq names its product Cornichon family protein. The transcript has 4 exons. Bases 1 to 390 code for a protein of 129 amino acids. Gene Ontology annotation, biological process: vesicle-mediated transport. The record is from RefSeq and is marked reviewed. NCBI's taxonomy places the organism in Eukaryota, Viridiplantae, Streptophyta, Magnoliopsida, Brassicales, Brassicaceae. Gene Ontology annotation, cellular component: membrane.